GCGUAAUUAACCAAUUUAAGUUUGUACUAAUGUGACACACAGAAUAGUUCACUCUUAUCUUGGAUUCACCAUGAAAAAGUUAAGACGCUUUUGCUUCGGAGUAUCGGACAGACCUGAGCGUGUUCAAAGACACAAGGUCGUCACGAAUAAUGGUGCCGAGAAGACCAAGGCUAGAUCCGAGAUGAGAAACUCCAAUAAUAAGAAUAAAUAUUCAAAACAAGAAAACAAGAAACAUCUCACGUCACCAAAUAAAGUGAACGAAACACAGAAAUUUAACGCAUGCCCGAUAACUGGAGAGAAAAUUAAUACGUUAAGAGAUGGAUUUAAACCUGUUCUGAAAAAUCUAGAAGACGUCAGUGCAAAAAGGGGCAUGUCAGCAAAUAGAUCAGAAAAUUACGUUCACGUAAAUGCAGAACGUCAGACGCCUUGUGAGAGGUUAUGCGAAGGCGACAUUUUGAAAUUUGAGCUUGCUAAAAUGGCCGACGUGUUGGAGCAGCAGUUAAUGACAACAAGAACACAACAAGAAUACAUCAGCAGACUGAACGAAGAUGUAAAUAUGAUUUCGAUUGAAAAUGAGAAACUGUGCGUUAAAAUGGCUGAGCUGUUGGAGAUGCAUAACAGAGAAGUUAAAAACAACGAGGAAACAGUCAACAGAUUAAACGAACUACAUGAUGCUGUAGAUAGGCUCUUAACAGAAACUGCAAAAUUUAAUUUUGAAAUGGCGCAGCAUAACCACAGUACAGCUAAAAAUAAUGAUACCUACAUUGAAGCUGGCGACAGCACAGUAGCCAACCGUACCGUAAGAAACAUGAAAAUCGAGAAAAAACAGGAUCUUACCAACCAUGACGUCAAAAUUAGCAGGAAUAAUCGGACUCCGACUAAGCCUGGCACACACGAAACCCGAUGGCGAAAAGGUGAAGAUUUUGAUCUCUUAAGAACACUUGACGAACCUACACAGCCUUGCCCCAAAUUGAAAAAUUUCAAACUCAUAGAAGUUCUAGGAAAAGGUGCUUUCGGGACAGUAUACCUAGUCCAGAAGAAAGGCGGUAUUGAUGACGGGACAUUCUAUGCCAUGAAGGUGAUCAAUAUCUCUUACUCAAGCUCAGGAACGGUUUGCCCCAAAGAAUAUCACACAGAACACCGUGUUCAUAUAAAUGUUUUUGACACUCCAUUUCUGGUGGGCCUCUACUACGGAUUCCUGUCAGAAUCAAAGGCGGUCUUCAUAGUGGAAUAUUUUUCAAACGGCGACCUCCAAAAAUUGUUGAGGGCGAGGAAGAAACUUCCAGAACAAGACGCAAGGUUAUACUUAGCAGAAAUUGUCGUCGCUGUCGAAAACUUGCAUCAGACUGGUGUAAUUCACAGAGACCUCAAACCAUCAAAUAUAUUGGUUGACUCUCGUGGACAUAUAGCAGUCACAGACUAUGGACUAUGCAAAGAAUUUAAUCUCGAUACACAGUCCGAUAAUUCUCGUCUGUAUUGUGGCACGGACGUAUAUAUGGCUCCAGAGAUGAUCAACAAGGAAGAAGAUGGUGCGGGAGUGGACUGGUGGAGUGUUGGUGUCAUCGCGUAUGAAUUGAUGACUGGUCGCAAGCCCUUUACAGUUCAUGACAAAAGCCAACUGACGUUACUAUAUCGUAAAAUUGUGCAUGAGGCGCCAGAGUUCCCAAAAUCUAUGUCGUGCACAGCGAAACAUUUUAUCUCGACACUUUUGACAAAAGAUCCAUCAGAACGAUUAGGACAAGGAAAAUAUGGCGUACAGGAAAUCAAGCAACAUCCAUUUUUCAAUGGCAUCAACUGGACCGACGUGGCAAGAAGAGACCUCCAGAUGCCUUGCCCACCGCACGCCAGUCUCAUUUCUAUGAUCAAGAGCCUCAGCGCUCAAAUACUAACGGAGAUACCAUUUCAGAAUGGUAACAUAUUUGAGGUAUGUUCAUAUAUAGCCCCGGCCUUGAAGAACAAGGAAACAGACGACCACAGUAAAUAGACUUCUCAGCAGUGCCCGAACACAGACAAACCUCCAAAUGAGUGACAGGUAAAUGUAACGGCAUCAAAGGACAGAAUGUGCUGGUCGUGACUAGCUUGGUCGCUGGAUUGCUAUUGGAAGACUAUAGCCUAAAAGAAUGAGAACAACGCAUACCACGACAUGGAGGGGCAGAGACCUCCACAAUCAGCACAGAACAAUUUACUGGGAGUCAGUCAAGAUAAUUUCCGUCAUCGAGUGGGAGAUGCAAUGCAGAAUUAAUGUGUCCAUGGGUUGUGACACCGUGUGGACUCGUAGGUACACAAGUUUCUGAAAAACAUACUUCCUCAACAUUCAACACCUCAUGAGUCCAUCCAUGUCUGUCUGUGAACCCCACUUUCAGCAGUCAUUUGAGAAUUAACACGAUUCUAUGUCUACCUUAUCAGGGCUGUUCCUCGCAAGGCCCUCGCCCAAUUCGACUAGCUCUGCUUUGGGACUUUGCCCACAGGACUUGUUCAUCGUAACUUUGCCAGCCUCUCCCCACCACCUCAUCAUUCUCUUACGAGGUUUCCAGACCCCUGUGUUUCGACCAUCUGGGGAUUUGCCCAUGCAGAGCUCAGUUGGGAUUUUAGCCCUCAGAUCUUUAAUCCUAAUUCGCGUCAUACAUGGGUCAUAAGCAUGGUAUUUCCUCAGAUGGGAAGUCCAGGUGUUACCUUGGCCCGUGUCAUCUAACCUAAGAUGAUUAAAGUCCAGGAAUUUCCAAACCUGUAAGGGAAUGAUUAUACAUAAGCUACACGGAGCAACUCUGAGGGCAGAGUCCCAAAGAGAGGCAAGCCGGACGGGGCAAAUAUCUGGGGUUAGACAGUCCUUCCGAAUGACACAGCGGCCGAAAGUAAGAUACGUAGACAUACAGAGAUGGGCUUUUACAGUGUAGAAGAUGGAGGCAGAGUGCUCUUUCUAAACGCUGGUAUCUAAGUUCACGUGGCGUUGCAACGCAGCGUAAAAAUCCAGGGCAUGCCUCUGGAGUUAAAGCUCACUUAUAUAUUAGUAUUUAUGUGUAUAAAUUAAUGAAUUAAUGUUCCUUAAUGAAGGCCAAUUAAUUCACCUUCAAAGCCACACCGUGUCUUUCAAGACAUGGAAUGUAUCACAUAGUGUAACAUGUCGUCCUUAAAAAUAAACAGGUAAAAGAAAC
Zootermopsis nevadensis is the source of this 3152-nucleotide messenger RNA. RefSeq names its product ribosomal protein S6 kinase alpha-5. Gene Ontology annotation, molecular function: ATP binding; protein serine/threonine kinase activity. Gene Ontology annotation, biological process: protein phosphorylation. Lineage: Eukaryota; Metazoa; Arthropoda; Insecta; Blattodea; Termopsidae. The record is from RefSeq and is a predicted model, not a curated record.